This is a messenger RNA of Oncorhynchus kisutch (coho salmon), 3128 nucleotides long. RefSeq names its product metastasis-associated protein MTA3. Gene Ontology annotation, molecular function: transcription corepressor activity; transcription coactivator activity; chromatin binding. Gene Ontology annotation, biological process: negative regulation of transcription by RNA polymerase II. The transcript has 19 exons. The coding region runs from base 303 to 2414 and encodes 703 amino acids. The record is from RefSeq and is a predicted model, not a curated record. Lineage: Eukaryota; Metazoa; Chordata; Actinopteri; Salmoniformes; Salmonidae. Gene Ontology annotation, cellular component: nucleoplasm; NuRD complex.
CCUCCGGGACAGUCACUAGAAGCCUAUGGUUUCGCGUUGAUCGGAGUCUUUUGGUUGUGUGUGUGUGUGUGUGUCUCUCUCUGUGUGUGCGCCCAGUACUACUGUAUUGUACUGUGAGAAGGUAGACAGAUAGGGGGCACCGCACCAAAAUCUCCCGCUCAACCCCCCCACAAACUCACUUUCUAACUUCAACGUUUUUUUUUUUUAACCGACCACAGGACUUUAACAACUGAUCGCUUUAUUUAUUGAUAACAUUUUCGGUUAGUUUAUGGUUUGUGUUUUUACACACCGGGAGGGCAGAAAUGGCCGCCAACAUGUACCGGGUCGGAGACUAUGUAUUCAUUGAGAAUUCCUCCAGCAACCCUUACCUGAUCCGCCGGAUAGAAGAACUAAACAAGACGGCCAGUGGCAAUGUGGAGGCCAAGGUGGUGUGUUUCUACAGAAGGAGAGACAUCUCACACAGCCUCAUACAGUUGGCUGACAAACACGCACAGGACCUAGAGGAGGAGAAAGAGAGUCCGUCGGAGGCGGACCUGACAGACAAACAGGAGCACCAGUUACGCCACAGAGAACUGUUCCUCUCGCGCCAAUAUGAGAGUCUACCAGCCACACACAUCAGGGGGAAGUGUAGUGUGGCAUUGUUGAAUGAGACGGAAGCUGUUCUCUCCUACCUGGACAAAGAGGAUAUGUUCUUCUACUCGCUGGUCUAUGACCCUACCCAGAAGACACUGUUGGCUGAUAAAGGAGAGAUCAGAGUGGGACCACGCUUUCAGGCUGACGUACCUGACAUGCUACAGGAGGGUGACUCAGAUGAACGUGACCAAUCAAAGCUAGAAGAGAAGCUAUGGGAUCCUGACUGUCCUCUCUCCAGCAAACAGAUAGACCAGUUCCUGGUGGUGGCACGGGCGGUGGGGACGUUUGCCAGGGCGCUGGACUGUAGCAGUUCGGUCAGACAGCCCAGUCUACAUGCGAGUGCAGCCGCCGCCUCACGAGACAUCACACUGUUCCACGCGAUGGACACGCUGCAUCGUCAUGGUUACGACCUGUCCAGUGCGUUGAGUGUGUUGGUGCCGUCCGGUGGGCCUGUGCUGUGUCGGGACGAGAUGGAGGAGUGGAGCGCCUCGGAGGCAGCCAUGUUUGAAGAGGCUCUGGAGAAAUACGGAAAGGACUUCAACGACAUAAGACAAGACUUCCUACCGUGGAAGUCUCUGACCAGUAUAAUAGAGUAUUAUUACAUGUGGAAGACAACAGACCGAUACGUACAGCAGAAGAGACUGAAGGCAGCAGAAGCAGAAAGCAAACUGAAGCAGGUUUACAUCCCCACAUACAAUAAGCCCAACCCUAACCAGAUCUCAGUGACCAAUGGGAAGAUGGCGACGGUGAAUGGGGCGGGGCCUGGAGCCUACCAUGCAGCGGGGGGAGGACGAGCCUGCGAGAGCUGCUACUCGACGCAAUCAGCCCAGUGGUACUCGUGGGGGCCACCCAACAUGCAGUGUCGCCUGUGUGUGUCGUGCUGGAUGUACUGGAAGAAGUACGGUGGCCUUAAGAUGCCAAGCAGAGCGGAGGGGCCCGAGGAGAAGACCCCACCCAGCCCUGUGCCCAACGAGCCUCGGUCGCGUGGCCACGGCCCCCGCCAGUCCAGUCACAUGGUGCCGGUGCGUAACAGCGGCAGCCCCAAGUCCUCCACGAAGACAAAGCAGGCCUUCCUGCUGCAGGCCACCCGCCUCACCAAGCUGGCACGCCACAUGUGCCGCGACAUCAUCAGACUGCGACGCGCUGCGCGGCGCCCCUUUGUGCCCAUUAACUGUGGCGCCAUAAAGGCUGCGUAUAUGUUGCGGCUGUCGGAGGGGCAAGUCGGGCGACCCCCCAGAAUCCGGACCACCCAGAGGAGCACCCUGACCAGCGUCCUGCAGUUCCUGGAGUCCCGCCCCGCGAUACACGCCCCCCGUUCUCACCGAACCCUUGGCCUGCAAGCCCCUCCCCCUCGCCGCCUCCUCUCUUCUCUCCCUCACGGUCCCCAUGGCCUUCUGGGUAAACGCAGCUUCCACCACCACACCAGAGCCGAGCCAGAGAAACGCCCAGAAAACCCAGGCCAGACAACGGUACCAGUGCAGAACGGCCGUAGCAGUGGAGGCGGGGGGACCAGGGGCAGUGCUAGGGGCGGAGUCAUGAUUAGGAAGAGACGCCCAAACUUGAUCGAUGCCCCCGAUGACAGCUUCUUCUUUGUCUCCCGGGAGACCAGGAGGGUCAGGCGACUGCUGUCUCGGUCCCAGCUGAGGCGCGCCUGUCGACAGCCCUGUGAGCAGAUCACCCUGCGCAGGGCAUCCCAGGCACCACCACAGGGGCCGCUCCUCGCCCUUCCACACCCCCACCCCAGCCUCCGGAUGAGGGGACCCAUUGUCAUCCACGACUGACCCCUGACCCUAUCUCCCUCCCAUACCUGUCCCCUGCCUAUGCUCAGCUCGACAUGCAAGACCCUAAUACAUAAAGGGGUUCCCACCUGUACAGAUUCAACUCCCCUGGGACAGAAAACCAGUGAGUGUGUGACCUUGAUUAUGUUUUUUCUUCUUCAGUACCUACUGCAUGUCAGUGACUGGUGGUUGUGAGCAAUCCUCGGUUUGUCAGAGAUCAAACCUGAUAUCAACUAACCAGAUCGGCUGGAUUUACAGGGAUGGUUUGAUCACAAACUAGAUGGUUAAAGGGAUCGGAUCACUAACUAGAUAACUGCAUCAUUAUGUAUCCAGUUCCAUGACACUCUUAACUUCUGAGUCAACAACAUAAAAAUACGCUCAUUGUAUAUUACUAUACCGAUUGCAACUCUGUACAGUCUAGACAUUAUAUUUUAUGCUCUACCUAGCACUGCUAUAGGCAGAACACUUCCUCUCUUCUCAACGGAACCUGGGACUUUCAUGACAGAUCUAAUCUGAUUUUGGUAUCCUAUUCCCUGUGUAGGGCACAACUUUUGGCCAGAGCCAUCUAGUGCCCAAGGGAAUAAGGGGCUAUUUAGGACGUCCCCUGCUGUAGCAUGCCACUGAGGUCAAGCCUCCUGAUUUGUUUAUGUUGGUGUUCAUGAAUGUCACGUGUUGAAAUAUGAAAUAUGCUGAUUAAAAACAACACAGUUUCCUCUA